CACACUAGUCGAGGUCGGAACGCCGUGUUCUGAAUGUAUUUUCUGCAGAGAUGGGAGCGCGGCACGGGCGCACUGUGAGUCGGACCAUGUGUCGCUCAGGAGCAUCUCUUCGCGGGCAAAUGGGAGACGCAAAACAACGUUGAUUUGUGAAGGAUUUUGUUUUUUACUUGAAGAAGCUUCGUCGAUGGGAAAACAAAGAAAGAGGAGAUGGUAGAGAAUGGCCGCACCUGAUCUCCUUGAUCCGAAGUCUGCUGCCAACAACUCCAAGCCGCGCCUGUCUUUCUCAACCAAACCAGUGGUGCUGACCCCCCCUGAGGACGAUGAGUGUGACACCAGGAUCACAGUCAUGAGGUGGAAAACUGUGUCAGCCAUCUUCUUCCUGGUGGUGCUGUACCUCAUCAUUGGAGCCACAGUGUUCAAAGCCCUGGAGCAGCCCCACGAGAGCGAUCAGAAACUGGCCAUUCUAGGGAAAAAACUGCAGUUCCUCGCCAUGCACUCCUGUGUCAACACCAGCGAGCUGGAGAACCUGGUCAAGCAGGUGGUGUCAGCGGUACGUUCAGGAGUCAAUCCUUCAGGAAAUUCUGUGAACCAGUCGAGCCUGUGGGACCUGAGCUCCUCGUUCUUCUUCGCUGGAACAGUCAUCACGACCAUUGGAUUCGGAAACAUCUCCCCUCACACAGAAGGCGGGCGGAUCUUUUGUAUCAUCUAUGCUCUGCUGGGCAUCCCGCUCUUUGGCUUUCUUCUGGCUGGAGUGGGAGAUCAGUUGGGGACCAUCUUUGGGAAGGGCAUCGCCAAAGUGGAGAAGAUGAUCGUGAAGUGGAAGGUGAGUCAGACCAAGAUCCGUGUAAUCUCCACUCUGAUCUUCAUCCUGUUUGGGUGCCUCCUCUUCGUCGCUCUGCCAGCUGUUAUCUUCAAACACAUCGAGGGCUGGAGUGCGCUGGAGUCCAUUUACUUUGUGGUCAUCACGCUCACUACCAUUGGCUUUGGAGACUUUGUGGCCGGAGAGAAAGGCGGGUCAGAGAGUCCCUCUGGAGGGUCAGCGGAGAGCCAUGUUUACCUGGACUAUUACAAGCCUGUCGUCUGGUUCUGGAUACUGGUGGGCCUGGCGUAUUUCGCUGCUGUGCUCAGUAUGAUUGGAGACUGGUUCAGAGUCAUCUCCAAGAAAACUAAAGAAGAGGUGGGGGAGUUCCGGGCACACGCUGCAGAAUGGACCGCCAACGUGUCGGCUGAGUUCAAGGAGACCCGGAGGCGCCUCAGUGUGGACAUUUAUGACAAGUUCCAGCGCGCGGCGUCCAUCAAGCGCAAACUGUCAUCUGAACUGGGCAUCAACGCAACACUCAACCAGGAAAUGACUCCAGGCAAAAGGACCCUGUCGGUUAACCUGGGGGAUGAGCGUGACUGUUACCCCAACCUAACUCUGCCCCUCACCCCAGUCCCUGGAGCACUGACCAGGAACGGGAGCCUCUAUCUGAACGGACUCAGCCCAGACUACGCAGUGGAACGCCGGGAGAUUCCUGGCAUGGACAAUCUCAAAUAAGAAAAGAGAAACAUAUAAACUGU
This is a messenger RNA of Periophthalmus magnuspinnatus, 1560 nucleotides long. RefSeq names its product potassium channel subfamily K member 2-like. Gene Ontology annotation, biological process: potassium ion transmembrane transport; stabilization of membrane potential. Lineage: Eukaryota; Metazoa; Chordata; Actinopteri; Gobiiformes; Gobiidae. The transcript has 7 exons. The record is from RefSeq and is a predicted model, not a curated record. Gene Ontology annotation, cellular component: membrane. Gene Ontology annotation, molecular function: outward rectifier potassium channel activity; potassium ion leak channel activity. Bases 218 to 1537 code for a protein of 439 amino acids.